AUGGUGUAUCAGGUUUACCUGAAUUGGACUGGAGACCAAUACAAUGGUCGCGAGAUUCUCGUCUUCCCAAGCAGACACUAUGCGGAUGAGUUCUACAACCGGUGCAUCACGACCACAGCUCCUGGGACUGUCAAUCCGCUGGACGAUAUCGUGAGAUAUAGUCCUCAGUUCUGGACCUUCACCAACGCUGCAGCAGAAUCUCGCCCUUUCUAUUUCAUUGAGUCAAAUGCCAAGGACCUCGUUCCAACUAUCAUGGCUGCUCGAAUCAGUGGAUACGACAACAACCAUGCCACUGGCGCCAUGCCAAUCAUUCCUAACGACGCAACAUCCAACGUGGAAUAUGUGUCCGGUGGUGCUUAUUACAUUCGCACCAAGUCCACACCCCACUUGUACUGGUUCAUUCAAGAUCAAGACCAUGGACCAAUUUCUCUUGAUCCCAGAAAGGCAACCAAGUUUCAAAUCAAUCGAGACGACUCAGUCAAGCCUUCACCCGCACCGGUAAAUGAUCGUCGAGUUCUCGAAAGAAAGGACGAUGUCCAAUUGGUUGCACUGACCCCGGGUGGAACUCAAACCAUCGGUGUCACCGGUCAUACUGUGUCGGCCGCUGCAGCUUCCUUCCGGUUCGCUUUCGGUAGCUUUUAUAAUGGAGACUUCGGAGUUGAUUGGAGUUAUACGCCCAACCAGCUCGGUGACCCAGCUCUGGCUUACAAAGUUCAAUAUGCCGGUGAGGAGUGGGAGCUUGUGAACUAG
Messenger RNA from Penicillium hordei, 750 nucleotides. RefSeq lists its product as uncharacterized. The transcript has a single exon. The coding region runs from base 1 to 750 and encodes 249 amino acids. Lineage: Eukaryota; Fungi; Ascomycota; Eurotiomycetes; Eurotiales; Aspergillaceae. The record is from RefSeq and is a predicted model, not a curated record.